Messenger RNA from Nerophis lumbriciformis (worm pipefish), 1728 nucleotides. Lineage: Eukaryota; Metazoa; Chordata; Actinopteri; Syngnathiformes; Syngnathidae. The record is from RefSeq and is a predicted model, not a curated record.
GGGCUGGCACUACUUGUUUUAGGACAAAAAAUGGCCUCUCCAUGUGGCAGUCAGGCUCAAAAGCAGUUGGAGUGUCCCUUGUGCAAGGAAGUGUUGAACGACCCUGUGACCACGCCUUGUGGACACAACUUCUGCCAGGCCUGCCUCCAACACCUGUGGGGCAAGAGCGAGGCUUGCCGAUGCCCCGCCUGCGACAAGGCCUUCGCCAGCCGGCCUGAAAUCAGCGUCAACUCUGCCUUCAAGGAGCUGGCCGACACCUUCAAAAGGAUGAGCCUCGGUCCGCCGUCCUCGCCCUCGCCUCUGGACGGCGAGGUGGCGUGCGACGUGUGCGCCGCAGCCUCCCUGCGGGUAAGCGCCCUCAAGUCCUGCCUUGUGUGUCUCACCUCCUACUGCGACGCCCACCUGGAGGCGCACCGCAGCGUGGCCACUUUGAUGGCGCACAGGCUGAUAGCGCCGGCCGCCAACCUGCGGGAGCGUCUGUGCGGAAGACACGAGAAGCUCCUGGAGAUGUUCUGUCGGGACGAACAGCAGUGCGUGUGCCGCUUCUGCACCGAGAGUCAGCACAACGGUCACAGCGUCGUUUCAGUUGCCGAAGAGAGCGAAGACAGAAAGGUCCAAAUGAAGAUGACGCAAGUCGACUUUGAUCAAAAAAUCCAGGAGCGACAGAACAAAUUGGAGGAAUUCCAAAAUGCUCUUAAGCUAAGCACGAUAAGUGCUACACAGGAGAGGACAAAGAACGAGCAACUCUUCGACCGUCUGAUCGCUUUGGUCGAGGAAAGUCGAGCAUCGGUUGACGGCGAGAUCGAACGGAGUCGGAGGGCGGCAGAGCUCAGGGCGGAGGGGCUAACUGAUGAACUGAGGCGAGAGAUUGCCGAGCUUCAAUCGAGGAAUACGGAAUUGUCUGAGCUGUUAGACACGGACGAUCCUCUUCACCUCCUCCAGAGGUUCCCCUCGCUGACUUCGCCUCCCCCCACUAGAGAGUGGUCAGAAAUCAGAAUACACACAGAGCACUGCGCCGGGACACCAAGGAAGGCGCUGUCCCAGCUGGUCGCUGCCCUGACGAGUGAGUUGGAGCGCCUGAAGACGGACGAGAUUAAGCGCGUGCAGAGUUACGCAGUGGACGUGGAGCUGGAUCCGGAAACCGCCCAUCCUAACAUUAGUCUGUCGGAUGACGGGAAGACGGUGGGCCGCGCCGAGCAGCUGCGUGUCGUACCGGACAACCCUCGGCGCUUCGACCCGGUCAUCUGCGUUUUGGCUAAGAGGGGCUUCUUAUCCGGGAGGUUCUAUUUCCAGGUGGAAGUCGGAAGCAAAACCUUCUGGGACGUGGGUGUGGUCAACGAGUCGGCAAACAGGAAGGGUCAGAUCACCUCCAAACCCGAGAACGGCUUCUGGACGAUGCGUCUGAGGGGCGGCGACGAGUACCGCGCUCUGGACUCGCCGUCGGUCCUUCUCAGCUUCGACACGAAACCGCAAACGGUCGGCGUGUUCGCCGACUACGAGGAGGGAACCGUGUCUUUCUUUGACGUGGAUGCCAGAUCUCACAUUUACACCUUCGCGGGAUGCAUGUUCUCAGAGAGGGUUUUCCCAUUUUUUAGCCCCGGAGUUUGCGACGAGGGGAGAAACACCGAGCCUCUGAUUAUCUCGACAUUAAACAAGCUAACGCCAGCAACUCGUACUAGCGACGCCUCGAGUAAAAAUGAUCGUAAAAACGAUGUGAAUUUUUUUUAA